AACAACUCAGCGGUUCGCUGGCUGGCUGGGGGAGUGCAAGCAUUCAUCUUCCUAGGAGAACGAGGAGCGUUGCAGGUACAGUCCGCCGUCCAUAUAGUAAGUACAUAUGGACUCCAGCCAAUGAGGCUUUGAAGCGAGGGCAAGCGACGUCGUCCGCUACUUCCGUUGAUGAUGUGUACGAGAGAAAACAGAAAAGAAUAAACGUGGCGUACGGUACGCGUUACAUCAACAAUGCUUCUCAUUUUCCACAUCGACUGGUCGCCCACAAGUGCCAUGGCUGCAUCGAACGUCCACGAAAUCACCCGCCGCCUUGACGCCCUGCCGACCCCUGGUCUGCUCAGCAUCAGCGGCCACUACUGGGGCCUCCUUGCCAAGACCGGGUUUGGCUGGGCUAUGGACUCGAUGGACACGUUUGUGUUCAUCUACCUCGGCCUAGCUCCUGGUGGAUGGGGCACGGACCUGGGCAUCUCCCCCACGAGCCAAGAAGCCGGUCUCCUCGGUUCGGCGGCCUUUGCCGGGUCUCUCUUUGGCUCGUUUCUGUUUGGCCAGUUGGCCGAUCUCUACGGCCGCAAGCCCAUGUUCAUGGUCACGCUGCUCGUGUUUAUGGCCGGUACCCUCCUCUGCGGCGUGUCCGAUGGCUUUGCCACAUUGCUGGUGUUCCGGUUCCUGGCUGGGUUUGGCCUGGGCGGCGAGUUGCCCGUGGCGUCGGCGCUCGUGCAGGAGAUGGUCCCUACGUCCGUCCGCGGCCGCAUCAUCGUCAUCCUCGAGUCGUUUUGGGCCGUGGGGUGCAUGAUUGCCGUGCUGCUGUCGUUCGAACUGGUCAAAUACGUGAGCUGGCGCGUGAUCUUUUACAUUUCGUCGAUUCCUGCCCUCUACGCGAUUGUCAUCCGACUGUACGUGCCCGAGUCCCCCAAGUGGCUGGCGUCCGUGGGCCGGAUGGACGAAGCGGAAGCCAUCGUCGGUCGCAUCGAAGCUGCGCACGGCGUCGUGGCCAACAAGGACGAUACCAAGGCUGACGUGGCAGCCCCAGAGCUGUCCAUUUGGACCAACUUGACGCAGUGGGAACGCGUGGGCAUGCUCUUCCAAGGCGAGUUCCUGUCCCGAACCAUCGUGCUGUGGACGGUCUGGACGGGUAUUUCGUUCUCGUACUUCUCCAUUUUCAUCUGGCUGCCCCUCUUGCGAGCGUCCGAGUACAACAUCAACCAGUCCACGUGGGAAAUGCUCUUCAUCGUGUUUUGGCAGCUGCCGGGGUACUUUUCCGCGGCGUACGUUGUCGAGGUCUUUGGCCGCAAGUUGACGCUGUUUGUGUUUUUGAUUGGGUCGUUUGCAUCGGCGCUGGCGUUUGGUUACGUGGAAGCGUCGCAGUGGAACUUGCUCAUCACCGCGUCGUUCAUGUCGUGGUUUAUGCUCGGAGCGUGGGGGGCUUUGUACGCGUACACGCCUGAAAACUACCCCACCAACAUCCGAGCCAUGGGAUGUGCGUACCCUGGCGGAGUGUCCCGCGUCGGCGCCAUUGCAGGCUCGUACAUCGUGCCCAUCAUGCUGGGUGCUGGCUGGGGCAUCAAGACCAUCAUGUGGGUAGCUGGAGGCGUGCCUCUCAUCUUCAUCGCGCUGGUGUUGCUGGCAAUUGGCUAUGAAACUCGCGGUCAGGACUUGGAGUCAUGCCCUCGCGUUGAAGCCAUCUUGAAGGAGAAGUUUGGCCAAUAUGGGAUUGUUUCUCCUGUGGAUGAUCGAAAGGACUCCGAGUAGUAAAAAAACAGAAAUUCCGUCGUAUGUUGGUCAAAACUUGACUUGUGAUUGGCUUAAAAUUCGAAUUAUCUACUGUUUUGACGACCAA
Molecule: messenger RNA, 1837 nt
Organism: Aphanomyces astaci
Lineage: Eukaryota; Oomycota; Saprolegniomycetes; Saprolegniales; Verrucalvaceae
Exons: 1
Coding region: 232-1749 (505 amino acids)
Biological process (GO): transmembrane transport
Cellular component (GO): membrane
Molecular function (GO): transmembrane transporter activity
Source: RefSeq, a predicted model, not a curated record